CGAUGGGUCAGGUUCGGUUCAAUUUAAUUUUCAGUCACUUAAAAAUAAUACUGCAUCUAAUCAACAUGCCUGGAUUAUUGACUCAGGUGCUACUGAUUACAUGACUUGGGAUCCUGCAAAAUUACAAAAAAUUUACCAGAGCAGAGAUUCUCAGCAUAUGACAGUGGCCAAUGGAAAUCAAGUUAAAAUUCAGGGUUAUGGCACCUCAAACUUAUUUAAUUCCUCUCUUUCGAACAUUUUAUUCUUACCAGAUUUUAAAUCUAAUCUUUUAUCUGUUGGUAAGAUCACUCGCGAUUUAAAUUGUAAUGUUAUUUUCUCACCAUCCUCAGUACUUUUUCAUGAUCGAAUUUUCGGGAAGACGAUUGGUAAGGGACACCUAGAAAAUGGCCUAUAUUGCCUUUCUGAUCCUCCCCAGCAAUGUCUAGUGUCCAAAACCCCCCAAGACAUGCUUAUGCAUCGAAGAUUAGGGCAUCCAUUCGGCCAUGUUCUCAACAAAUUAUUUUGUUUUAACUUGGAUUCUAGCCAUUGUGAUGUAUGCAAAUUUUCUAAGCACACACGGCUUCCUUUUUCCUUAUCUUUAAGCAUGUCUGAAAAAGCUUUUGAAUUAAUACAUUCCGAUGUUUGGGGACCUGCCCCCGUUACCUCACACAAUCAUUUUUGAUAUUUUGUUACCUUUAUUGAUGAUUAUUCCCGCACUACAUGGCUCUAUUUGUUAAAAGGCAAAAAUGAAGUAUUCUCACGAUUUCAAGAAUUUUACUACUUUAUCAAAAACUAGUAUAAUGCACAUGUAAAAAAUUUUCGUUCAGAUAAUGGUAUGGAGUACAUAAAUAAAAAAAUUUUCUACUUUUUUUAAACAACAUGGCAUUACUCACCAAACCACAUGUGUCAAUACUCCCGAACAAAACGGCAUCUCUGAGCGAAAGAAUCGCCAUCUCCUCAAUGUCACCCAUACCCUCCUGUUUUAACAUAAUGUUCCCUCCAUCUUUUGGUCGGAUGCCCUCCUAACCGCUACCUAUCUUAUUAAUAGAUUUCCCUCAGUCACCUUAAAUCAUAUGAGUCCCUUGGAAAUUCUCAAAGGUCGGAAAAUUGAUUUAGGUCACCUUCAGGUCUUUGGGUGCGUGUGCUAUGUGCACGUCACUCGCCAACACAAACUAGACAAGUGGUCGGUUAAAACUCUUUUUCCUUGGAUAUUCCUCCACCCAAAAAGGGUACAAGUGUUAUGAUCCGUUGACUCACAAGACUUAUGUCUCUCGGGAUGUCACCUUCCUCGAGAAUGAGUCCUACUAUACCAACCCUACCGGUGCUGAAUUUAAUUCUCUUUUUCCGCUUAACUCUGAUAUUUCUCUUAGCAGCUUUGAUCACAGUCCACUUCCGGAACAACCACCUGACAUCUCAAGGCUAAUUCCUUCAGGGGGAGAUAACCACUCACAAGAAGCCCUAUUUCAUGAAGUCUCAGAGGAAGCAACUGCCUUGAGACGUUCUAGUCGACAAACCAGACCACCUGUGAAAUUUAGAGACUAUGUGUCUCAUACGGUGACAUAUCCCAUUCAGAAUUUUAUUUCAUAUAAUGUUGUAUCUAACCAAUAUCGCAAUUAUCUAUGUCAGCUCUCCAAUCACUCCAAACCUACAAACUUCUACGAAGCUAAUGCCGACCCCAAAUGGUGUAAGGCUAUGGAAGAAGAACUUCUAGCCCUUGAAAAGAAUGACACAUGGAGUAUUGUUUCCCUUCCACCAAAUAAAAAACCAGUAGGAUGCAAAUGGGUAUACAAGAUCAAAUACAAUAGUGAUGGAACUAUUGACGGAUACAAAGCCAGACUCGUAGCCCGAGGCUUCACGCAAACUUACGGAGUCGAUUAUCAAGAGACAUUCACUCCAGUGGCCAAGAUGAACACAGUUAAGAUCCUACUUUCAGUAGCAAUCAAUCAAGGUUGGAAUCUAUUCCAAAUGGAUGUCAAGAACGCCUUCCUUUAAGAAAAUUUAGCAGAAGAAGUUUACAUGGCCAUUCCUCCUGGAUAUAAGACAAACUCAGACUCAUCUCUAGUAUAUAAGCUCAAGAAAGCAAUCUAUGGCCUGAAACAAUCCCCAAGGGCAUGGUAUGCUAAACUCAACUGUUUUUUUAUUAAGUAUUAACUUUAAUAAGUGUGAUUCUGAUUCUUCCAUGUUUGUUAGACAUACCCACACACACACUAUUAUUCUUUUGGUAUAUGUUGAUGACAUCAUAAUAACCGGAAAUGAUAAUCAAGAGAUAGAAAAUGUCAAACAACAUCUAAAAAAGGAAUUUGACAUUAAAGAUCUAAGUCAGUUAUCAUACUUUCUAGGCAUAGAAAUAGCAAAAUCCAGCAAAGGUUUAUUCCUAUCCCAAAGAAAAUAUACCCUUGAUCUAUUAAAGGAAACUGGCAAGAUAGGAGCCAAACCUGCUCUCACUCCAAUGGAAACUAAAACUAAACUCAAUUUAGAAGACGGAGAUCCUCUGACCAACAUAGGGCACUAUCAGCGUUUAGUAGGGAAAUUAAUUUAUUUAACUGUCACUAGACCUGACAUUUCUUUUGCAGUUAGUGUGAUAAGUCAGUUUAUGCAUGCUCCUCGUACCAGCCAUCUUGAAGCCAUUGAUCGGAUUCUCAGUUAUCUUAAAGGAACACCCGGACAGGGAAUCUGGAUGAAGAAAAAUAACUCUACUAAUGCAGUCGGUUUCUCGGAUGCGGAUUGGGCUAGAAGUUGUGAUAGAAAGUCAACCACUGGAUUCUGUAUAUUCAUCGGGGGAAACUUGGUGACAUGGAAAAGCAAAAAACAGAGCGUAGUUACUAGAUCAAGCGCCGAAGCAGAAUAUCAUAUGAUGACAUCCACGGCUAGCGAACUCAUUUGGGUAAAGCAAGUACUCAAGGACAUGAAAGUAGAAACCAUGGAGCCUAUGAAAAUGUUUUGUGACAAUCAAGCUGCUCGGCACAUAGCAUCAAACCCAGUGUUUCAUGAAAAGACCAAGCACAUCGAAGUCGAUUGUCAUUUCAUCCGAGAAAAGGUUCAAAAAAGGGAAAUUGAAACUCCUUACAUCAAGAGUCAAGAUCAACUGGCAGACAUAUUUACAAAGGGUCUUGACAAGCAGAAUCAUCAGUCUAUUCUCAGCAAGAUGGGUUCAAUAAACCUAUAUGAACCCAGCUUGAGGGGGAGUGUUAAAGAAAGCAGAAUGAAGGACAUGGAGGGCAUGGUCUCAGAGACUGCACAUUGUGCAGGCUUCUCAUCACUGACCAAGGGUGAAAGGGAGCAACAACCUUUCCUGCAAAGCAGGAAAGGUUACUUCUACCUUACCCUUCUCAGAAAGUAGCCGUUAGGCAUAUACAAGUAUCAGUAUAAAUUCUAUAAUCAGUUGUAAAUGAACUUAGAAUUCUAAGUCUAUUGUAAAUACUCAUCACAGUUCAUCAAUACAAAUUCUACAUUAGUACUAUUAAGGACCUUAAUCUCAUGAAUUGUCAAAUAAAAGGGUCCAUAGCUGAUGACGGAUGGGGAAAACUUUGCAGCCUGCAAGCUUUAGAUCUAUCUUAUAAUAUAAUUAGUGGUGAAAUUUUCGAGUUUCUGGGCAGUUUGUCUGAAUGUAGCAAUGGUAGCUUGCAGAAAUUAGAAUUAUGAGAUAAUAAGUUAAGUAGACAGAUACCCGAGUCAUUAGGACGAUUCAAGUAUUUGAAAUCUCUAUUACCUGGGCAGAACCCUUUUUCAGGUUCAGUUCCAUCUGAUAUUGGUAACUUGUCAUUUUUGGAGAGGUUGAACCUACCUGCCAAUGCAAUGGAUGGGAUAAUCCCUGAUAGCAUUGGACAUCUACCAAAUUUAAUCUCCCUGGAUCUGACACAAAAUUCUUGGAAAGGUGUCUUGUCUGAAACUCAUUUCUUGGGUCAAAAGAAGCUGGAGAGUUUUAGUAUAUCAUCUCUAAGAAUGUUUCUGUCUAUCAAUAUUAGCCAUGAUUGGAUUCCUUCUUUUAAUCUUAAGGAAAUCCAAAUCACUGAUUGUGAUUUGCAAUCCAUGUUCCCCGCGUGGCUUAAACCUCAAAAAAGUCUUUACUUUCUGAUAUUUAAGAAUACAGCAAUUUCUGGAAAUAUAUCUGAUUGGAUUUGGCAAUUGUCUCCACAACUUACUUCCUUGGAUCUUUCAGGUAACCAGUUAAGUGGGGAAGUCCCUAUUCAUUAGAAUUUGGAUUAAGGGCUUGGGUUGAUCUGAGUUCUAAUUACUGGAGGGGCCACUUCCGAAUUGGUCUAAUGUUAGUGAUUUAAAUUUGGACAAUAACAAGUUUUCAGGUCCAAUUACCAUGAAUUUCUGUAGAGAAAUGUCACUGUCGAGAAGCUAAUGGUAGAAUCCUCCAUGCAUAAUUUCAAUGAAGAAUUUGACAAUGCUUGAUCUCUUAAAAAACCAAUUUUCGGGGAAUCUCCUCAUUCCUUGGCAGGAGAUGAAUGUGCGCGUCAUUGACCUAUCAAAGAAUAAUCUAUCCGGCGAACUUCCUUCUUCCAUAUGCUUAUCACCCUAUCUUAAUGUGCUGAAAUUGUUCAGUAAUCAUCUUUCUGGAGAACUUUCUUUGUCCUCGAAGAUCUGCAAGAAAUUGAGCAUCCUUUAUCUUGGAGAAAUAAAUUCACUGACAGCAUAUCAGAAUGGAUUGGGGAGAGCAUGCCAACACUGGAAGGUUUAGGCCUAAGAGGCAACAUGUUUACUGGAAACAUUUCUGAACGCCUUUGUAGCCUUGUUGAUCUCCAUAUCUUGGAUCUUGCAGAAAAUAAUCCUUCUGGAUUUAUCCUUUCAUAUUUUGGCUAUUUUUCAAAAUUGAAAUCUCCUCCUAUUUAUUUUCCUCAAGUUCUAUACUCCCUUGUAUUGUAUGAGGAAAAGAUGGACUUGGUUAUGAAGGGAAGACAAGUUGAGCAAAUCCGCAUACUUGGCAUUGUAAAUGUCAUAAACCUGUCAAGAAAUAAUUUCAUGGAAGAAAUUCCUGAAGAGAUAAGUAAUCUUGCAUACCUUGGUUCCUUGAAUUCAUCUUGGAACCAAUUGACUGGAAAGAUUCCAGAGAAGCUUAAAGACCUGAAACUAUUAGAAACACUUGAUCUUUCUUCCAACCACCUUUCAGGUCCUAUACCCCCUAGCAUGACUUCCAUGACUUUGUUGAACUACCUGAACCUGUCGCACAAUGACCUGUCAGGACCAAUCCCAACAGCCAAUCAGUUCCAAACCUACAAUGAUCCUUCCAUUUAUGGGGGAACUCUCAACUUUGUGGAUCUCCAUUACCAACAAAGUGUUCAACCUCCAACGAUGAGGACCAUCCAAGAGUUAAGGAUGAUGAAGGUGGCGACGAAGAUUGGAUUGAAAUGCGAUGGAUUUAUAUUGCAAUGGCACCAGAAUUUGUUGUUGGGUUUUGGAUUGUUUGUGGAACUUUGAUAAUAAACAAGUCUUGGAGACACGCCUAGUAUCAUUUUGUCGAUGAAGUGAUUGAUAGAAUCUAUGUGUUCUUUGCCUUGAGAAAGGCCCGUUUGAGAAGAAAGUUUUGUGGUCAGAGGAAGAAAUCUAAGAAGGUUAGAGGGCUGCAAGAAUAGCUCACUAGCAAAAACAAGAGGAAAUCCUGACGAGAAAGAAAAGGAGUAAAAGAGAAACGGAAAAUAUGCUUCAGGUUUUCAGUAUUUUGACGUUCUCAAACUGAACAUUUGCCACUUGUGAUCUUUCACACAAUAAAUUAUCAGGGUACAGUUACUUAGCUUCUUUUGAAAGUCAGACUAGUCCAGUAUAUGUUCAAUGGAAAGUAUCUAUUGUCUCUUAAAGUAAUUUAACUUGUCGUUCUUGUUAAAAAAAUAAAUAUUACUAUGCUGUUCUCGUCGAAGAAUCAGUUGUUUGAUAGUGAAUCUUUGUCUGAAUAUAGUUGUAAUUUUUCAUUUGUCAUCUGUGAAUGCUUGCAAUUUAAUUAUAGUUUUCCGUCUCUUUUAUGAACAAGUCUUACCUCGUACAACAAAUCAGGUACUAGGCUAUGCAA
Molecule: messenger RNA, 5989 nt
Organism: Ricinus communis (castor bean)
Lineage: Eukaryota; Viridiplantae; Streptophyta; Magnoliopsida; Malpighiales; Euphorbiaceae
Exons: 2
Coding region: 2096-3319 (407 amino acids)
Source: RefSeq, a predicted model, not a curated record